Plasmodium knowlesi strain H is the source of this 879-nucleotide messenger RNA. Its product is annotated as Plasmodium exported protein, unknown function. Lineage: Eukaryota; Apicomplexa; Aconoidasida; Haemosporida; Plasmodiidae. The transcript has 2 exons. The record is from RefSeq and is a predicted model, not a curated record. The coding region runs from base 1 to 879 and encodes 292 amino acids.
AUGAUUUUCCCAUUCUAUGUCCAACUUUUCUUAUUCACCUUUUUCGUUUCCUUUCGGCAAUCCCAGGGCCAAUGCAUCGUUGACGAACCCACCCUCAAGGCUAGCUCUUCGCAGAGCAGUAACCUACGCCACAGGUGCGGACGAAUGUUAUCCGAGUAUGGAAGUUAUUAUGAUGGAUCUGACUUAACAGAUGAGUCAUCCUUCAGACUUAGGAGUAGCGAAACUGAUAGCAGUAGUUCCGAUUUUAGUGAAGAAGAUGAUGGCCAUUUACAACGUUAUUUAACUUCUAGAGUACAUAGAGAAAGGGAAGACAAAUGGAAAAAGGAAUUUUCCGAUUUUGUAGGAUCCCUUGAUAGUGUGGAUUCUGUAGGUUCGAGAAGGAAGGUGUUAAAGAAGAUUCUGUCACAUCUUAAAAAACAAGACACAUUCGACUAUGAUUUUUUAAUGGGCUACAUAGAUACCCACUUAGAAGGAAAACAGAAAAAAGAUAUGAAAUUGUUGGUGGACGAGUUGAGGAAGUAUAAUGUGAAGUAUUUAGAGACAAAGUCUCGUUUCAGAAGUAACAUGAAAACUUUUCGAAAAAAGAUCAAGAAGAACAUUAUGCUUUUGAUUUUACUGGUUCCCUCCAUCACCACCUUAUUUGUGUUGUUAGGUAUGAUAAUGUCGAUGAUUAUCUGUGGUCCAGCUGCGCUAGCCAGCGCUCCUAUAGUUGCUUCUACCGUUGUUACUUCAAGUGCUGGUGCUGUGGUUGGAGUUAGUAGUGUUGCCGCUGCACCCGCUGCUUGUGGUGCCUUGGCGGAGGUGAUGAUACCCAUUUUUACCUGCUGUGAAAACAUGUGCAGAGUUGCAUAUUUUUCCUAUCCUUUAUUAUUGUUGUAA